GGACCUCACAGUCCUCUUUGAAGCUGGCGGGCUGGGGCCCACACUGACUCCCGUGAGUUUUCAGACCGACCGCCGUGGAAAACAAGUCUGCCUUCGGCACUCUGGUCCAGAAAGCUUCGUGAGAGGGGAAAGUUUUGAUUUUACAGUAGCGUCGCUACUUUCCUGGCUCCUUACUUUUUUUUUUUUUUUUUUUUUUGCUCGUAGAAACCAAUGUGAGAUAGUGAUUGGACUUGACAAGCCCGCUGCGCUACUGUAUCCACCCCCCCCCUUCUCUCCCCGUUCCACACAACCAGGAAAUAGUCGAGGUGUGCUUCGCUUAUCCCGCUAGUUGCUACCCCGUUUGCGGGUGUAGAUGCGACUUUACCCCCUUCAGAGACAUUUCGUCGUUGUUGUUUAUUUAUUUUUUUUGGUUCGGCUAGUUUGGCUUUAAUCCGCUUUCAAGUGAGUCAAAGUUGCCCGCGAGGAGAAGAGCUCCACUCCGACCAAACAAUGAGUGAGUCGAGUAUCUGCCAGGCUCGGGCCACUGUGAUGAUCUACGAUGACGGCAAUAAGAAGUGGCUGCCGGCAGGUGCUGGAUCCCAGACCUUCAGCAGAGUCCAGAUCUAUCACAACCCCUCCAACAAUGCCUUCCGAAUAGUGGGACGCAAGAUGCAGACAGACCAGCAGGUGGUUAUAAACUGUCCUAUUGUGAGAGGGUUGAAGUACAACCAGGCCACAUCUAAUUUCCAUCAGUGGCGGGAUGCUCGGCAGGUGUGGGGGCUCAACUUUGGCAGCAAAGAGGAUGCUGCGCUCUUUGCCAAUGGCAUGACACAUGCUCUGGAGGUGCUCAACUCCAUGGCAGACGCAGGCUAUGCAACCCUUCCGCGGCCGAUGUCAAAUGGUCCAUCUCCUGAAGAGAUCGAGCAGCAAAGGAGGUUGGAGCAGCAGAGGCUUGAACAGCAAGAACGGGAGCGACAUGAGCGAGAGUGUCAAGAAAAAGAGAGAUUGGAGAGAGAGAGACAAGCUGCAGCAGCACCUGUUCCUCCUGCUCCACCUAUGGGCCCCGGGGACCUUGCUCCUCCACCUGCGCCUCCCCCACCACCAGGGCCUCCUCCACCACCUGGGCCUCUUCCAGCUGCUAGCGCUCCUCCCCCUUCAGGACCCCCAUCAGCUGGACCCCCACCAGGAGGACCACCGCCUCCCCCACCGCUGCCAUCAGAUUUAGGGAGCCUAGGUGGUGGUGGAGCCGGGGGCUUGGCUGCUGCCUUGGCAGGAGCGAAACUUCGUAAACUAUCUAAAGAGGACGGAUCUGCUGCAGCUCCAGUGGGCAGAGCAGAUUCCAGUCGCAGCAGCAACUCUUCUGUUGGAGGAGGUGGCGACCUGAUGGGUGAGAUGAGUGCCAUCUUGGCCCGAAGGAGAAAAGCAGCUGACACUGGAGAGAAAGUCCCUAUGAAGACACAAGACAAUGAGGAGCCGGAGCCUCAAGGUCAAACUGAGAUCAUAAGAAGACCUUGGGAGAAAUCAUCAUCCACUAUGACCAGGAAUAACUCCAUUCCCAAGAGCAUGGAUUCCACCACCCCCUUGUCCCAAAGUUCCAGGGUGAAGCCUGCAAACAACAGUAAUGACACAAGUGGAGUAGAUGACUCGGAUUUAGAAAAAAUGAAACAGGAAAUCCUUGAGGAGGUGCGAAAAGAACUUCAAAAAGUAAAGGAGGAAAUCAUAACAGCCUUUAUUCAGGAGUUGCAAAAGAGAAGCACAUAGCUGAUGCACGUCUGGUGUAGCAGAGGGAUGUGAUAGAUUGAGGCCUGCUGGGACCUUUGCUCUACUGCACCAUCUAAUGUAGCCCAGGGAUUUCUCAUUUUCUCUUCUCUACGUCUCCCACAAGCAUUGCGUUCGUGUCACCAUGCAUACAUACUCUUCAUGUAAAUGGUAACCCAGGGAACCUCCUCAGGCCACCAUCCAACUUGUUCAAAGAUCACUCACUUUUAUGGCGAUCCUGUCUCCCCCGUUCAUUUGUCCUUUUUCCAAUGUGUCCUCUAUGAGAAUCAGUUGAGAGUUACAGCUGCAGCCACAUUACGGCUUUGUUGUCAUCGUUAAUUUUCAUAUCGGGAGUCUUUCUGCUACUGGCGUCCUCUUCUGACAGAUGCAUUUACUGAUAAAGCAGUAUUCAGGGAUAUACUAUUUGCCACAUUUUUACUGUAACAGCAAGAUGCUGGAAUGUUGGGAUUUUGCGAUUCUGCUUUCUCUCAGCAUACAACACCUCAAAAACAGCUAUACUUCUGUCAGAUGUAAGAUGGUAGAUUAUUUCAUGUAAUGAUAAUUGGAAGACAGAAAAUAAAUAAUUAGGGACUGAGCAGAGAACCCAACUCCCUGACUUCUGCCGUGUCUUUCCACCACGUGGAUUUACUUCUCCCGGCACAGCACAGCACAAAAAGCCUUCACUGCUGCAGGAAGAACCGAGCAAAUGGAUGCUGAUGGACUACCAGAUUGCUGUGAAUGAGGAUUGUGUUGUUGUUUUAUGAUGUGUGAGAAAUGUAUUCUCUUUGCAUUGCACUUGUUCCAGAGUAAAGUGUGAGCAUGUGCCACACUGCCUUGACAGACUUUUUUUCUUUCCCCCCCCCCCUCACAGUCUUAAAUGAAAUAUUUGUUCCCCAGUGCAGUGUCCCUAAACUGUGCUUAUGGUGGUUAUUUUCUUCAAUUCGUAGCUAUAUUUUCUACUUUUUUGAAAAACAUGGCCAUCAAUAGGUCAAUUAAUUUGGCCAUGACCAACUGCCUUGAAAAUGAAUAUAUAAAUGGAUAGAUGUAUUUGUUUUGAGGGAAAGUGCUAGUGCAAAUGAACUGGUUUUUAUAUAUUAAUUAAAAUGACUGGUGAAUGGGGAUUUAGUUUUUCCUUUUGAUUGUUAUUUUGGGUUCAUGGUUUCAUUUUCUAAUAGAAUCUAGGCUUUUUACACUGAAAUACAAAGAAAACUGCUUAGAGACACUGGAUUAGAAAUGCCUUUAUAGUCGAAUACAGCUGCUUCUUGAAAUGCA
Molecule: messenger RNA, 3009 nt
Organism: Phycodurus eques (leafy seadragon)
Lineage: Eukaryota; Metazoa; Chordata; Actinopteri; Syngnathiformes; Syngnathidae
Gene: vaspb
Product: vasodilator stimulated phosphoprotein b
Exons: 14
Coding region: 490-1740 (416 amino acids)
Biological process (GO): actin cytoskeleton organization; axon guidance; neural tube closure
Molecular function (GO): SH3 domain binding; profilin binding
Source: RefSeq, a predicted model, not a curated record